Drosophila kikkawai is the source of this 6058-nucleotide messenger RNA. It is a transcript of the gene salm, whose product is annotated as spalt major. The record is from RefSeq and is a predicted model, not a curated record. Gene Ontology annotation, biological process: regulation of transcription by RNA polymerase II. Gene Ontology annotation, molecular function: DNA-binding transcription factor activity, RNA polymerase II-specific; RNA polymerase II cis-regulatory region sequence-specific DNA binding. Lineage: Eukaryota; Metazoa; Arthropoda; Insecta; Diptera; Drosophilidae. Gene Ontology annotation, cellular component: nucleus.
GCCGCGCUGAACGUUCGCAGAGCCACGUUGCGUAUGCGUAACGCGCACAGUUUCCCAGACCAGCCGACGACUCCUGCGUUUUCCGCGAAAAUUCUGACAAACGAUGACAAUCAACGGCAGCCGUAGUUUAGCCCUCCGCUAAACACAGAGUAUCAAUUCAGUAAACCAAAUCGAUCCGCUCGAGCGAAGGCCAGCGGUAAUACGUAGCCGCCACCACUGCCGUCGGCAAAACGCAAAGUGUCGAGAAUAAAACCAAAAACCAAAUCGAAAAUUCUGUUAUUUUUCCGCUCGGUGAAAACACAAAAUAAUAUUUAAAAAAGAAAAUAUGACAAACACAGUGCAAUGUUCAACCAGUAUGAUUAGAAAAUAUAUUUGAAAAAAGCCAACAAGCAACACUCACCACACGAAACGGAAGUGCAUUCGAAAAAGUUCUCUUGAUGAAAAAUCACUUGUCCAACGUUCUGUGUGCGAUGCGUAGUGACUUCAAGGAUAAUCACCAGGAGACCAUCAAUAAAAUGAUACAAUUUGGUACAGUGAAAUAUGGCAUUGUCAAACAGCUGAAGGAUCGCGCUCGCAGCGCCGACAAAGAAAUAGGCAGCGAUCAGGAGGAGAACGGCGGCUGCUCGCCGCUCACCACGGCCACCACCACGGCCAGUCCCAGUCGCAGUCCCGAGCCGGAGGAGGAGCACCAACAGGAGGAGCAGGCAAAGCAGAGCCAAGAAGCGCUUCCAGAUCUAGAAACUGUUGAGGAUAACAACAACAUGGUGGUGAUGAACAAGCCAAAAUCAGAGGAGCGGGAGCCCAAUGCCAGUGGCUCCAUGCCGAGCUCACCGGUGGCCGAGGCCAGUGCCGAAGAGGCGGCCAUUGAGAGAGUUCCCAAGCAGGAUAAGGAUAACAAGGACAUCGAGGUGGAUGUGGAGAUGUCGGAUGAGCCAACGCGAAGCGUUUUGCCCGAAACACAGGGAGAGUUACCGGGAGUUGCUGGCACUCCGGUGACCCUUGAGGUUAUCCAAAACAUGCAGAUGGCCAUUGCCCAGUUUGCAGCCAAGACUAUUGCAAAUGGCUCCUCGGGGGCCGACAACGAGGCUGCCAUGAAGCAGCUGGCCUUCCUGCAGCAGACCCUCUUUAAUCUGCAGCAGCAGCAGCUCUUCCAGAUCCAGCUCAUCCAGCAAUUGCAGUCGCAACUGGCACUUAACCAGGCCAAACAGGACCUGGAUGCCGAUGAGGAUCAGGAGCAGGAACAGGAGCAGGACCAAGACCAAGAGCUGGAAACGGACACCUACGAGGAGGAGGAACGCAUUGCCGAUAUGGAGCUGCGCCAGAAGGCUGAGGCUCGCAUGGCAGAAGCCAAGGCUCGCCAGCACCUGAUCAAUGCUGGUGUUCCUCUGCGCGAAUCCUCCGGUUCCCCCAGCGAGUCCCUGAAGCGAAGAAGGGAGCAUGACCACGAGUCCCAGCCCAAUCGCAGGCUAAGCUCGGAGACCUCGCAAAAGGAGAGCUCCACCCAGGACGCGUUGGCCAAGCUCAAGCUCGAGAUGGAGAACACGCCGCUCCCCUUCGGCUCGGACCUGGCCUCCAGCAUCAUUACCCACCACGACGAUCUGCCGGAGCCCAACUCCCUGGAUCUCCUGCAGAAGCGCGCCCAGGAGGUGCUGGACUCCGCCUCGCAGGGAAUCCUGGCCAACAACAUGGCCGAUGACUUCGCCUUCGGCGAGAAGUCAGCAGAUGGAAAGAGUCGCAACGAGCCCUUCUUUAAGCACCGCUGCCGGUACUGCGGCAAGGUCUUCGGCUCCGAUUCCGCCCUCCAGAUCCACAUCAGGUCGCACACCGGCGAGCGACCCUUCAAGUGCAACGUCUGCGGCAGCCGCUUCACCACCAAGGGCAACCUUAAGGUUCACUUCCAGCGCCACGCCCAGAAGUUCCCGCACGUGCCCAUGAAUGCCACGCCCAUUCCGGAGCACAUGGACAAGUUCCAUCCGCCACUGCUGGACCAGAUGUCGCCCACGGACAGCUCACCCACGCACUCGCCAGCUCCGCCUCCGGUGAGCGCUGCCCCCACCUCGUUCGCCCCGGCCUUCCCUGGCUUGCAGAACCUCUACCGCCCGCCCAUGGGUAUCCUCAAUAGCUUGGGUGCCUCUGCGCCACAUCCAUUUUUCCCGCAAGAUCUGCCCACGGAUCUGCGGAAGCCCUCGCCACGCCACGAGGAGGAGGAGCAGAAUCAAGAGCAGGAGGGACAAAUGGCGGUGAAGAGUGAGCCGGUAGAGGAGGAUAAGGACCAACGGGAGGAGGAGCAAGAGCGAGAGGAGGAGAGUGCGGAAGCUUCAGAGCCCGAACCGGAACCUCUGCCCCUCGAAGUGAGCAUUAAGGAGGAGCGCCUGACGUUUGAUCCGGAGCUGGCUCAGGAGGACGAUCGCCGCUCGGAACCGCCGAGAACACCCUCGCCAAGUCCCAAGGCAGAGCGCUCGCCACAUCACCACCACCAUCAUCAUCAUCACCAGCAUCACCAACACCACCGCAGCAGCCACCUGGGCUAUCCCCCGGUGGUGCAGCCCAUUCAGCCCGCUGGCCUGAUGCACCAGCAGUCCUCUCCGGGCUCCCAAUCCCACCUGGAUCACCUGCCCACGCCGGGUCAACUGCCGCCGCGCGAGGACUUCUUCGCCGAGCGCUUCCCCCUCAACUUUACCACCGCCAAGACCCACUCACCCGAGCACCAUUCCCCCGUGCGAUCUCCGGCAGGAGGAACCCUGCCUCCGGGAGUUCCGCCGCCGCCACACCACCAUCCGCACCACAUGGCCAGAUCGCCGUUCUUCAAUCCCAUCAAGCAUGAGAUGGCCGCCCUUCUGCCGCGUCCUCACAGCAACGACAACUCGUGGGAGAACUUCAUCGAGGUCUCGAACACCUCCGAGACCAUGAAGCUCAAGGAGCUGAUGAAGAACAAGAAGAUCAGCGAUCCCAACCAGUGCGUCGUCUGCGACCGCGUCCUCUCCUGCAAGAGUGCCCUCCAGAUGCACUAUCGCACCCACACGGGCGAGCGUCCGUUCAAGUGCCGCAUCUGUGGACGUGCCUUCACCACCAAGGGCAACCUUAAGACCCACAUGGCGGUGCACAAGAUCCGUCCGCCAAUGCGCAACUUCCACCAGUGCCCCGUGUGCCACAAGAAGUACUCCAAUGCCCUCGUCCUGCAGCAGCACAUCCGUCUUCACACGGGCGAGCCCACUGACCUCACACCGGAGCAGAUCCAGGCGGCGGAAAUCAGAGAUCCCCCGCCCUCCAUGAUGCCGGGUCACUUCAUCAACCCCUUCGCAGCGGCUGCUUUCCACUUUGGUGCCAUGCCAGGCGGUCCUGGUGGACCACCGGGAGCUCCCAACCACGGAGCUCACAACGGUGGCCUGGGGUCUGAGUCCUCGCAGGGAGAUCUGGACGAUAACAUGGACUGCGGGGAGGAAUUCGACGACGAUGUAUCUUCGGAGCACCUCUCUAACAGCCACCUGGAGCAGGAGGGUGACAGGCCGAGGUCGGGAGAUGACUUCAAGUCCUUGCUGUUUGAGCAGAAGUUACGGCUCGAUGCGGCCAGCACGAAUUCUGUGCGACCGAGAUCCUCUGCCUCGAGUCAUGGCCACUCGGCGGGUUCAACUUCGGCGCCCACUUCGCCCUCGGUGAACCAACACCUUGCGCCGAAACGCAGUGUCUCGCCAGCCCGGUCGGAGGCCUCCCAGGGAGCUCUGGACCUCACACCACGAGCUGCUCCAACCUCCAGUUCCAGCUCGCGAUCGCCGCUGCCAAAGGAGGAGCCUGUGAGUCCGCCCAACCGGCCCAGGAGCCCCAGUGGUUCCAGCGGACCCAGUGGCCAUGCGCCCGCCUCCCUGCUCUCUUCCCCGUUGCCGCCGACCGUGGGCAUUGAUUGCCUGCCUCCCGGACUCCAGCACCAUCUGCAGCAGCAGCACCAGCACCUGAUGCAGCAACAAGCCGCAGUGGCUGCUGCUGCGGCAGCGCAACACCAUCAUCAUCAGCAGAUGGCGGCUCUGCACCAGCACCAGGAGCACCUGCGUCGGCAGGCGGCGGAGGAGCAGCAAAAGGCUGCAGCAGCAGCUGCGGCGGCGGCAGCGGCUGCUCAGCGCCAGAACUCCCCGCAACCUAAUCAGCGGACAGAGAGCGGACCUGGAGGAGCUGUGCCCGGAGCUGGGGGUCCACCAAAUCCUCUGAUGGGCGCCCGGCCGCCCUUCGGCAUGUUCCCCAACCUGCCACUCUUCCCGCCCGCCACCACGCAGAACAUGUGCAAUGCCAUGAACCAGAUCGCCCAGUCCGUGAUGCCGGCGGCUCCGUUCAAUCCGCUGGCGCUCAGCGGCGUCCGCGGCAGCACCACCUGCGGCAUCUGCUACAAGACAUUCCCCUGCCACUCGGCGCUGGAGAUCCACUACAGGAGCCACACCAAGGAGCGGCCCUUCAAGUGCAACAUCUGCGAUCGCGGCUUUACCACCAAGGGAAACCUUAAGCAGCACAUGCUGACCCACAAGAUCCGCGACAUGGAGCAGGAGACCUUCAGAAAUCGUGCCGUAAAAUAUGAGUGAGUGUAAAGGUUAUCGCAAAUAAGUAAACACUCAGUUAGCCACAGCACGAUCCGGAUCAAGAUCGCCAGCCAGCGAUCUAGAUCAUCCUGCUCACUCCCAGAAGACGGCCGGCGAUCAUCCCAUCCCGGUGGCCCAGACUCAGUCAAGAUGCAAUCGAUUCUCGCAACCAAAUGAUCUCAAGAGAGGAGGGGGGUAGAGAGCGGCCGGUCGGUGUACACAAAUCUUUUUAUAUUUAUAAAAUGUUGCCCACAAAAAUAUUAUUUGAUUGUUGUUCCGCCGGGCGAAAGGAGAAGUGAGAAUGCUGCGGGGCUAGCUAUGAUCUACGAUCGAUCGCUCCGGCCCCGAGGUUAUUUCAUAAACAAUUUUUUAUGAUAACAUAUCGGGGCGCGUUCCAGGAGAACCUAUAUAUACCUAUAUACCAAUACCAAUACUGGGUAGGAUCAUGAAACGUAUCCAAAGAUGCAUCAAAAGCGAUUUGUGUUCCAGCUAAACAAAGCGAACCUGCAGAGGGAACCAAAGGCGGCUGGGAAUGGAGAGACUGAUGGCGUUUCAUGUUCCACUCGGAACCAAAACUAAGAACGGAAGCAGGCACACAGUGUACUUUAUAUCUUUGUAUCUGCAUCCGUGUCUAAAGUCGCAGCAGAAGCAGCAGCAGUGAAGGCGUAGUAAAAUCAAAAUUCGAAUUUAAAGCAAAUCUUAAGGUAUAUGCUAAUAUAAAUAUAAUAGGUACCUAAGCAAGAUAUGUGUAAAUACAUAUAUAUGAUAUAUUAUAACCAAACCCCUCACACCCAAACAACCACACACACACACACACACACAACAUGUUAAUAAUCUAUUUGGAAUGUGCAAUAAUAUGACAUGCUAUAAAUUUAGAUGCGAACGCCGAGCGCAGGCUUUUGUUUCCUACUACUCGUAAAUUAGAUUUAUUUUCCACUUCUGUACAUACUUCGUAUAAAACACACACACACAUUAUUAAUAUUAAACACACAUUUCGAAAUCCAAACGCUUUGCUUUCGAGAAUGGGUUAGGAAUAAAAACUGAGAAAAAUCUAAACAAAAAAAAAUAUAUAUGAGAAAUUGUGAUAUUAAAUGUUAAAAAAAAAAACAAAACAAAUACAAAUUACGAACUGCGAGGCCCUGGUCGAGGUCCCAGCUAAAUGCUUUCCAUAUCACAGAUGAGAGAACCACAAAAGAUAUCUAACAUUCAUAGUUAAUUUAGUUGUUAGCCGAAAGGGGACAAUCCCCAACCGCCCACACUAACACACACACACACACACACACUCUAAUUUCCCUUCAUCGGAAGGAUAACCCUAGACAUAAGCGAUCGUACACGUAUUGAUUACCACAAUUAAAUUAUACACGGCUGCAAACCGUGUCUCACUCUCUGUUCGUAAGCAUUAAGCAUAGUCUCAUAAUUUAUUACGCAACCCAAAACAAGAAACAAAAUAAAAACUAAAAAACCACAAAAAUAAAUCUAUUGAGAAGAACAAAUAA